This is a messenger RNA of Cucumis melo (muskmelon), 1383 nucleotides long. RefSeq names its product zinc finger BED domain-containing protein RICESLEEPER 2-like. Gene Ontology annotation, molecular function: protein dimerization activity; DNA binding. The transcript is spliced from 5 exons. Bases 1 to 1383 code for a protein of 460 amino acids. Lineage: Eukaryota; Viridiplantae; Streptophyta; Magnoliopsida; Cucurbitales; Cucurbitaceae. The record is from RefSeq and is a predicted model, not a curated record.
AUGUAUGUAAAUCCAUUGAAAGAUAAUGUUGAAGGAGAGGGAGAUUCUGAAAGUAGUUUGAUGGCUGCAUCAUUCUCUCAAGAAAAUUGUAGAAAAAUGCUUGCUAGGAUGGUUAUUUUGGAUGAAUUGCCAUUUAAGUUCGUAGAAACUAAUCAUAAAGGAGAUACCAUAGGUAGAGCCAUUGAAAAGUGCUUAGAAGGUUGGGGUAUUGAUAGGCUCUUUACUGUAACGGUUGAUAAUGCGAGUUCAAAUGAUGUAGCCAUUGCCUACUUGGUUAAAAAGUUUAAAGGCAGAAAUGGGUUGGUGUUGGAUGGUGAAUCUAUUCACAUUAGAUGUUGUGCUCAUAUUCUUAACUUAAUUGUUAGUGAUGCCUUAAAAGAUUUGCAUGUGUCUAUCAUUCGAAUCAGAAAUGCUGUGAAGUAUGUUAGAUCAUCUCCAGCUAGAUUGCAAAUAUUUAAAGAUUUUGCUAAAGAAGAUAAGAUGUCAACAAAAAAUUGUCUUACAAUGGAUGUUCCGACACGAUGGAAUUCUACUUUUACUAUGUUGGAUGGAGCAAUUAAGUGUCAAAAGACUUUUGAAAGAUUGGAGGAGCAUGACCCUAGUUAUUUGCCAAAGGAUGAUAUUCCUACUACUGAAGAUUGGGAUAAUGCAAAAGUGUUUGUAAAGUUCCUAAAGACUUUUUCAGAGCUAACAAUGAAGUUUUCUGCAUUUAUGUCUGUGACUUCAAACAUAUUUUUUCAUGAACUUUGUUUGAUCCAAGAAAUAAUUCGUGAAUACUCAUCGUAUGAAAAUGCAUUAUUGAGUCAAAUGACAUUAAGCAUGCAGACAAAAUUCAACAAGUAUUGGGGUAUAACUACAAGUGAGAAGACCAAUUUAUUAUUGUAUGUUUCUGUAGUUCUUGACCCUAGUGGAUCUUAUAAGGCACGUACUACUGUCCAUGAUAGAUUUAAACAAAGUAACAAAACAUGUCUAGAUGAUGCUAAAAUCGAGGUGACUCGUUAUCUGGAUGAGGCUCGUAUAGAUUGUAUGAGCGAUGAAUAUUUAGAUUUGCUAACUUGGUGGAAGGUGAAUUCCUCUCAAUUUAAGAUCAUUAGCCAAGUAGCUAGGGACAUCUAUAGUAUUCCUAUAUCAACUAUGCCUUUUGAGUCUGCCUUUAGCACUAGAGGACGGGUGUUAGAUUCUUUUCGAAGUUUUUUAACUCCUCAAACUGUAGAGGCACUCAUUUGUGCUCAGAAUUGGAUUCAGUCUAAACCUUUGGAUGACAUGACUGAAGAAAUUGAUGGGGCUGAAGAAAUAGAUGAAGAAUUCAUAAACAUAGGAAAGGAGAUGGAAGCUGCAUUUAAGAAUUUGAAUAAUGACUCUAUGAGUCUUGAAGCUCAGUGA